Oreochromis niloticus (Nile tilapia) is the source of this 2038-nucleotide messenger RNA. RefSeq names its product POU class 3 homeobox 3a (gene pou3f3a). Lineage: Eukaryota; Metazoa; Chordata; Actinopteri; Cichliformes; Cichlidae. Gene Ontology annotation, cellular component: nucleus. The record is from RefSeq and is a predicted model, not a curated record. Gene Ontology annotation, biological process: brain development; regulation of transcription by RNA polymerase II. Gene Ontology annotation, molecular function: RNA polymerase II cis-regulatory region sequence-specific DNA binding; DNA-binding transcription factor activity, RNA polymerase II-specific. The transcript has a single exon. Bases 665 to 1933 code for a protein of 422 amino acids.
CCGAGGCUCAACUGUGAGACACACCAACUCCUCUCUGCCUGUGCGUCCAAUCAGCGGGAGCUCUGCAGAGCCUUUCUGUUGUAAUUGGAUGGAAAUGGAGAGGAAUACGCAGGCUUGGCACAACGUAAACACACGCUCGUCUCCUUCGCUCUGUAGAGGACGCACCGGGUAGAGCAGAUGCAGUGAACGAAACAACCGAGAGGACAGCAGACGCUUUAAAUGUUUUUGUUUUUUAGUCGUUUAGUCUAACUCGAAGCGUUUAUAUCAGACGUGAAUAGGCAAGUUUGUGUAUCAACUCUUCAGUUUUCACGGAGCAAAGAAGGCUGUUUUUUUCAUAGGCGAUCAUUAAGUCUGUGGAUUACGCACGCCGGAGCUCCCGGGACAGAGAAAAGUUGUGAAACUAUCGUUUUGGCGCACAGGAAUACGUAAGAAAGCAUGUUCUGCCACACUGCUUACAGCAAACGCAUGCUGCUUAACUGAAAAUAUAAUCUACGUCUCAAUGGAGUGAUUUGGCACUUUUCCCCCACUAAUUGGGCAAAAAGAGAAAAAGAAAAGAAAACUCGCUUAGAGUGAAAUUGACAUAAUUUAUUCAUGGAUUAGAGCAAAGACUAUUUAAAAAAAUUUUUUUUUAACUCAAACACAAGAAAAGAGAAAUAAGAGAUAUAUGAUUUGGGGAAUGGCAACUGCCACCUCAAGCCCAUACCUAGCCAGCAGCAGGAUUUUAUCCAGCCCGGUCCUUCACUCUGACCGGAGGGGUGGUGGUAUGCAGUCGGGCGGCACCGCUGUGACCACGGUGUCUAGUGGAUACAGAGGGGACCCUUCAGUGAAGAUGGUGCAGAGCGACUUCAUGCACGGAGCCAUGGUAGCAAGCAACGGGGGGCACAUGCUAAGCCAUGCCCACCAGUGGGUGACAUCGUUGCCUCAUACAGCAGCCGCAGCGGCCGCCGCUGCAGCGGCAGCAGCGGAGACCGGCUCUCCGUGGCCCCCGAGUUCCCAGCCGCAGGAAGUAAAGAGAAACGCCGGCAGGGAUGACCUCCACUCGGGCUCAGCCCUUCACCACAGGUCUCCGCAUCUAGGACCUCACCAGGCGCACACGGGAAGUUGGGGGGGCACCUCCACUGCGCACAUCAGCAUCACUGAGGGGGAGCAGCAGCAGCAACAGUCCCUCAUUUACUCCCAGCCAGGCGGAUUUACAGUCAACGGGAUGCUGAGCUCACACACCGGGCAAAGCCUCAUGCACUCGGGGCUGGUGCGCGGAGAAUCCCCUCGACUGGACCACGGCAGCCACCAUCACCACCACCACCAUCAUAAUCAUCACACGCACCAUCACCAGCAUCACGGUCUGGGCCACGAAUCGCAUUCAGACGAGGACACCCCUACGUCCGAUGACUUGGAGCAUUUCGCCAAACAGUUCAAACAGCGGCGGAUCAAGCUUGGUUUCACCCAGGCAGACGUGGGCUUAGCUCUGGGCACUCUGUACGGCAACGUGUUCUCACAGACCACCAUCUGCAGGUUUGAGGCGCUUCAGCUGAGCUUUAAGAACAUGUGCAAGCUGAAACCUCUGCUGAACAAAUGGCUGGAAGAGGCUGAUUCCACCACUGGGAGCCCGACCAGCAUCGAUAAGAUCGCCACCCAGGGCAGGAAGAGGAAAAAGCGCACUUCCAUCGAGGUGAGCGUAAAAGGCGCACUGGAGAGCCACUUCCUCAAGUGUCCCAAACCUUCGGCACAGGAGAUCAACUCUUUGGCGGACACUCUGCAGCUGGAGAAAGAGGUGGUCAGGGUUUGGUUCUGCAACCGCAGGCAGAAAGAGAAGCGCAUGACGCCGCCGGGACUUCCGCGCACUCCGGAGGACGCAUAUUCACAAGUGGGUAGCAUUGGACCUGAUACACCGUCUCCCUCCAUAGAGUGCAAGAGGUUGUUCAGCGAUACGUGAAAGUGCCCCAAAAUAACGGACAUGAAACACGAACAACAUCCUCUGUUUUAUAGACAUUUGUCUCAAUGAAACCUUUGAUUACCUUUUUAUUCGCCACCAUUGAUC